Molecule: messenger RNA, 2337 nt
Organism: Closterium sp. NIES-65
Lineage: Eukaryota; Viridiplantae; Streptophyta; Zygnematophyceae; Desmidiales; Closteriaceae
Source: the annotation of a GenBank genome assembly
AUGACCCGGAUUAUCCGGCCCCGCAAUUCCCAUGGCCGCCCUCCGCCCGCUGCAGCUGCCGCAGCCGCAGCCGCCGCCUCAGCCGCCGCCGCAGCUGCCGCCGCAGCCGCCGCUACCGGUGCCGCGGGGAACGCUGCAGGUACUAGCGGCAUAGGCGUCGUCAGGGGGUCUGCCGUCGCCGGAACGUCGUCGCACACAGGGGGUCACCCUGAGCCGUCGCAGGCGGUUGGCGAAUUAGUUUUCCCGGUCGCAGGCGGGCCGCCGACCAACUCGGCGACACUAUCACAGGGAUUGGUUCGAGUUGCGGAUUCGCGCGAUUUAGACAGUCGCACGACAGCAGUCCGAGAGGGAGGAGAUGUCGCAGGGGGCCGGGUUGCCAGCUCGUCGUCGUCCUUGUCGCAGGCACAGUCGCAGCCGCAGUCGCAUGACCACUCACACUCGCGAACCGGUGCUGCCGCGGAGUCGGGGCGAGGGAAGCAAGAAGCAGCGGUAGAUGAUAAAGUCGAUGGCGAACAAGGAGCAAGCGGCGGGAGAGGGAAAGCGGCGGAUAGAGGAGUGGUCGAAACGGAAACGGCGAUUGGCGUGAGUGCGCGGCGGGAGCGCAGUGGUGCGGUUGGGGUGACGGGGGGUAGUAGAAAAUGGAGAGAGGGGAAGGGGGAGGAGGAGGGAGAGGGAAGAAAGGAGGUGGGAGGAGAGGGAGAGGAGAGAGUGGAGGGAGAGAAGGGGAAGGAGAAAAAGGAAGGACACGAGCUGUCUCAUGCAGGGCGGGAGGAUGCUGUCUGGUCUGGGAACUAUGGAGCAGCAAACGCUGACGUGGAGGUGGGAGUUUCCCACGUGUCAGACGAUUCUGACGUGGCGGCAGCCACAAGUGGGGGGGGCAGUGCUGGUGCGAGCGGCGGUGAAGCAGCAGACGUGGCAGCAGCAGCAGCAGCAGCAGCAGCAGCAGCAGCAGCAGCAGCAGCAGCAGCUACAGCAUGUGGUGAUGUGAUAUCAGCGAUCUCUUCCCCCUCCCCAUCCUCGUUACUAGCACCAUCAUCAGCAUCACCCACGGCAGCAGAAGCAGCAGCAGCAGCAGCAGUGUCGUCCCCUCCGCGUGCCAUGUCCCCCAGCAGCCCUCGGUCGGAGGGCAGUGAGGAGAGGGGGUACAACACUCCUACGUUCAACCCCCACACUCCUCCAUCUCUCUUUCUCUCGCUCUUUCUGCCGCAAAUUCUUUCUACUCUUGGAGACAAAGAGUCGCUUCCACCACACAGCAAGCACCAGCAGCAACAUCACCAGCGGGUGCAGACUCAGCAGUGUGGAGACAGGGGCGGGGAAGGGGCCGGCGGGGAGGCAGAGGAGGCGGAGGAGGAGCGGGCGUUUGAGGCGCGGGUGUGGCGGGAGUGCCACCUGCGCGUGCACCGCAUGGCAGCGGACGGCAACUGCUUGUUCCGCGCCGUGGCCCACCAGGUGCUGGGGGAUGCUGCCUUCCAUCGCGACCUCCGCCACCUGUGCCUUGACUACAUGGAGAAGGAGCGGGACCAUUUCAGCCAGUUCGUGACAGAGAGCUUCAGCGCCUACUGCAAACGGAAGAGGCGCGAUAAGGUGCAUGGUAACAACCUCGAGCUGCAAGCUCUAGCGGAGCUCUUCAACCGCCCCAUCCACAUCUUCUGCUACUCCACAGAGCCAAUCAACAUCUUCCAGACAGCGUACGACUCGUCGCUGCCGCCCAUCCGUUUGUCAUACCACCGGCGCCGCCACUACAACUCGCUCGUCGACCCCUCUCAGCCCAACACCGGCGUGGGGCUGGGGCUCAGCGCGCUGCAGGGCGGGCAGGUGCAGCCAUCUGCAGUGAAGCAGGCGAUGCAGGAGCAGCAGGAUGCAGUGGUGGAGCAGGCACUGGUGUGCGAGGCACAGGCGUGCUCCGACCGCCAGCUCACAGAAGAGGCUCUCGAGCUCGCUGUUAUGGAGGCCAGCUAUAGGGAGUACGUGCAACGGCAGCAGCAGCAGCAGCAGCAGCAGCAGAGGGGCGUUGCUGUAUACUCACCAGGUUACGUUCGGCCGCUUCGCCCAGUUCCAUUCCAUCCUCCACCUGCCCCCAGUGCUCUGACUGCUCCUGCUGCCCGCACGUUCAUCCUUUCUUCUUCCUCUGAACUGCAAUUCCCAUCAUCAUCGUCGUCCUCCUCCUCCUCCCUCCGACCUUCUGCUGCUGCUGCCUGCGCCGUGGCGCAGGCUGUCAGCUUAUUUGGCGAGGACCUGGACUCGUGUCUGUGCUUUCUGCUGCAAAUCGGGGCUGAGACGCAUGCCACUGGGAGGCAGGCUGGUGGGCUUGAUCGCAAGGGGAAAGCUGCACAAUAG